Lycium ferocissimum is the source of this 2192-nucleotide messenger RNA. Its product is annotated as F-box/FBD/LRR-repeat protein At1g13570-like. Lineage: Eukaryota; Viridiplantae; Streptophyta; Magnoliopsida; Solanales; Solanaceae. Gene Ontology annotation, molecular function: protein binding. Bases 640 to 1929 code for a protein of 429 amino acids. The transcript has 4 exons. The record is from RefSeq and is a predicted model, not a curated record.
UGAUUUCCUGAUUUUUAAUAUCUCUCUGUGUGAUUUGUCCAGAAUAAUGUUAGGAUGUAUAUGUUAUUGUCUUAAUUAACAUAUGUAAGGAAAAGCUUAUAAUUCAAAGUAAAAUCUUGAAAAUUAAGGUAAUUUUGAAAGUUGAGUAGACAGGAUUCAUGUAACAAGUAAAGUACUCAUGCUGUAAGUUUAUUAUUGGCUUUUGAAUAUUCGAGAAUAUUUUUCAUUUCGACCAUAGAAAGGAACCGGAACCAAUAUUAGAUAAAUGAUAUAAGUUUCAAGCUAGGUUUAUGACCUCAACACUAUAAGAAAAAUAAGGACAUUGUAGGGAAAGCAAAUGCUGAAGUGAAACACAACAUGUUAAGUAUCAAUCCUUGUUUUAGACUUCAAGUGUUUGAGCGUUUUCUGUUUGAAUACUCCCUUAAUUACCUUCUACUUUGUACUUUCACUGUAUUCCAUCAUUCUCACCUUUCACGAAAAAUCUCUUCUCACUGCACUAAUCUCUUCUUUAGUGCAAAUUCUGUUUAGCGGUUAACAACUUCUAUUCUUCUUCUCACCCCAUAAUGCUGCUACAGGUUUUGGCUUUGGUACAGAGUAUAAAACACACUUUCUGCUCUGAAUUAUAAAUUUCUAACCAGCAUGACUCCAGAUCGUAAAGGAGCUGUUGCUGUUGAAGGGGAUACUGAAGAUAGAAUCAGUGCUCUACCAAGAAACGUUAUAGAUAGUUUUUUAAGUCUCUUGCCUGUUCACGACGCAGCAAGAACUAGUAUUUUGUCCAAAAAUUGGAGAUAUAUUUGGGCCAUGCUUCCCAAUUUGGUGCUUGAUAAGCACUUUUGCAAUAAAUUAGCACUAAAAUCUCAAUCUGUCCUCAAAGAAACGGUAGAUGAGAUUCUCUUACAACAUCUUGGAGACAUCGUGAAAUUUGUUCUUGAUAUGUCAGGAACACAUUUGACUUCAUAUGCAGAUAUUGAUAGAUGGAUGCUUUUUGUCACCAGAAAUAAUGUCAAGGAGCUAAUCCUUGACAUGCCAGAUAAUAGUACUUAUAAACUCCCUUCGCAUGUGUUUAAUUGUCCAACCCUGUCAUAUUUGAAAGUCCACAACAGUUUAUUCAAACCACCAAAUUCUUUUCUCGGCUUUCAGAAUCUUACAUGUCUUAAUCUGCAUAGAAUAACCUUUGUGCCAACCCCAGAGUUUUGUGUUAUUAACGCCCCCCUUCUUGUCAAUUUGACCUUGACGCAUUGUAAUGGUACUCAAUACCUCAACAUUGUUGUCUCAUCAGUGUUGAAGUACUUGUUUGUUCGUGAGAGUCACUAUAAUCUUGACCUAAAUCGCUUUAUGACCUGCAAAGAGUUGACAUAUUUAUACCUUGUGGUUGAUAGUCCAAUACCAGCUGAUGAAAGAUCAACUUAUGAAAAGCUUAUUUUUAGCUUGCCUACACUUCAAGAACUUAUGUUGGGUUCAUUUGUCCUUGAGCUUUUGGGUACAGGUGCGGUUACAAAGGGCCUUCCUUUUACACUCAACUGCUUGUGGCAUCUAAUUCUGAUUGUAAACUUUGGCCAAAUGGGUCAGACUUCUUACACUCUCGAAUUAAUUAAGAGCUCCCCCAAUUUGAGUAAACUUGAGAUUUUGGUCUAUGGCACUGAUUGUGAAAGUGCUGAAGCAGUUAUGAAACAUCUGGGCAGACCAGCCUGCUUGGACCGACCACUCGACAAGCUCAAAGAUGUCGCUAUGCGUCUUUUUGAGGGUUCAAAAGCUGAACUGCUGUUCAUAAAGCUAUUGUUUGCUCGUACUCCAUCUUUGGUUAGGAUGGAUAUUAAGCAGAAGAAAGCCAUAGGGACUUGGGAAGAAAGGAAUAUCACCAGAGAGUUGAUGCGUUUCCCCAGAGCAUCUCCCAAGGCUGAGCUAUUCUAUACGACAGAUGAGGAUUAGGAUUUUAAGUCGGUUGAUUUGCGAUUUGAUGCUAUUAAUGCUCAUUGAUUCCUUCUUUGUUCAUAAUGAGUUUUGUUAAAGAAGGGAAUGAAUUGGCAGAUCUAGAAUUAGUAAAACUUGUGGGGUUCCUUUAAUAGAUAUGUUUAGGAGAUGUUUAAUGUGAUAAAAACAAAAAUGUUUCUUUUCAGUUCCUUAGUUAAUUUGGAAAAGAUCUCUGCAAUUGUUUGUGUACAUUAAUGCAUAAAUAACCUUGUUUGGGAAUU